This is a messenger RNA of Recurvomyces mirabilis, 384 nucleotides long. RefSeq lists its product as uncharacterized. Bases 1 to 384 code for a protein of 127 amino acids. The record is from RefSeq and is a predicted model, not a curated record. The transcript is spliced from 2 exons. Lineage: Eukaryota; Fungi; Ascomycota; Dothideomycetes; Mycosphaerellales; Teratosphaeriaceae.
AUGUCUACCAAAUCCAUCCUCGCUGCUGCCGUCGCGGGUUUCACCGCUGCCUCUUUUCUCGACACCCAGCAAGGCCCGUCACCCUACGCCCUCAUACAAGUCUUCGUACGUUCCACACCUCACCAUACCCACAUUCACAGAAUCAGCAGCACGGAGAAAAACCCAGGGUUGCUAGCCGGCACUCUCCCAUACGCCAAAACGGCCCAGAUGAUAGACCAAGGCGGCUGCACGACCCAAAAUGCGGGCGACGAAGCUUGCAGGUUCACCCCAGGCGCCAAUAACGUCUGCUCGCCCUUCAGCGAGAUCAGUAUACCCUUAGCUGUCAAGAGCGGAGAGAUCGUUGGUUCUACAAGGCCCGGGGUUGUUUGUGAAGGUGAACAGUAA